Messenger RNA from Trypanosoma cruzi, 1878 nucleotides. RefSeq lists its product as uncharacterized. Bases 1 to 1878 code for a protein of 625 amino acids. The transcript has a single exon. Lineage: Eukaryota; Euglenozoa; Kinetoplastea; Trypanosomatida; Trypanosomatidae. The record is from RefSeq and is a predicted model, not a curated record.
AUGCGGCCCAGCCGCCUUUGGCUGUUACAAUGGGGACAUGCUGCCGUCGCGGGCACCGUCAUACCACCAAAACGAAAACGGCAGUUUGUCAUGAAGGAGGGGCAAAACUCUCACCACGGCAGCGAUGUCAACAGGCACUCCCAAAAACACGUCUCCUCCGCGUCGUUUCGUCCUCCAAUUAACCUUACACACGAGUUAUCGCAGCGCGAGCAGUACCGCCUGCAUCAAGAACAAGAGGGGGCAGAAAUGUGUCGCCGCAGCGUACCGGGGGAGUGGCUUUCACCAAUCCCAAAGCGUUACCGAUUGUAUGACGGCAUCGACGAACACGGCUACGAGGCGGCACGGGUGUCUAAAGAGGACCGGCGAAAAAUGCUUCAGGCAGCACUGGAACGAAACGCUGCGUCCGUGGUGGAAUAUACAGAAGGUGGUGAAGAAAACAUCGACUUGGGAGGGAUGUCUGCAGGCGAGUACCAUGGACAAACGGAUUCGAUGACGAUUCCAAGAGAUUCUGCCCUGUACAACGCUGUGUUGGCCCGGGAAGAGCUUGACUCACGGAAGCGAAACAACACGUGGACGAUGGCGCGAAAGCGACAACAAAGCGGGGGGAUAGAUAUCAUGGGGAAGGGAGAGGACAAAUUGAUGAGUGGGGGUGAUGGAACUCAAGUGAUUGACGACAAACGAAGGCGGCGUAGGCAGGACGAAGGCUCUUAUACCAGUGUAUUCGAUGAAAAUCUGCUAGAACCCAACUAUGAGAGCAUUGGUCAGCCCCGCUCGACCUACGGGAUGCGAAAAAUGCUUGUCGCCGGCCUUACCAGCUAUCAAGCUGUCAUAACACGGGAAGAGGAGGCAAUUAUUUCGGAUGAGUUAUUGCAGUUGCUUCAGGAUACUCGUGCUGCAUACAUUGCGGAGGAAACGCGUUAUUGUGUCAACCUCUACGAGAAGGAACUGGGGAUACCAGGGAAGGACACACUGGCCUUUGCAAUGAGUCGUGCCCCCACAUUGCAGCGUGUGCUAGGACGCUUUUUUCACCUUGGUCUUAUCCCAAGUUUACCCAACAUUUGCCAAGUUAGUGAGAUGAUUGGGAACUUUUCUGGGUAUCCAAUUCACAAAAAACCAGCGACGAUCGGCCCUUAUGUUGGCAUAUUAAAUCUCGUUUCCACAACGCUCAUGUAUCUUCAGCACUUGGACAACCCAUGGUUCCCUCGACUGCACAUGAGCCCACGAAGCCUCUCUGUGAUUGAGCAGCCCUGCCUGGGUGAUUACAAGAUGGGAUACAAGUGGACUCACCAGCCUUUCCACACCUUUGAGUACGGUACACGCAUCUCAAAGGAUUACCGUAUCGAAGUGAUGUUCGCUACCGUGGAGGUCGCGCAGAUGCGGUACCUUGAUGAUGCCGUUCGACUGACGGAGUACGCGGUGAAGAAGCAACAGGAGGAAGGCGCUGCAGACAAACGAAGGCUGUUACCACCAUUACCAUCACCUGACACGCUGAGUGAGGGAGCAAACGAGUUCCGCGGGUCCACGGUCAAGUGGCUUGAUCGACUUAAUCGUCAGAUGCACGCCUCGGAGAGGGGUGCGAGGUCGGGUGAGGCGGGUACCGCGAUCGAUGGAAAUGCCCUUCGGGAGCAGUUGCUGGCAUCGGGCUGCAUCGGCGCGAAGUCACGAACACUUGAGACGUCCGUACAAGCCGCAGUCAGCACGGACGAUGCGAAUGAAAAGGGAAAGGAAAAAUUCAGCCCUACGCAACGUCGCAUGGCAGCGUUGAAGGCGCGUUACGAGUUUGCCAAACGACUAAAGGAGUCCAAGCCACAGGUGGGUUUGGGAGGUGGCGUACAUGUGAUUGAAGGACAUUCGCCACGGAAACGUGAUUCCUCUUAA